CACUGUGCAGUACAUUGAUUGAAAUUGAAGUUCAAAAUUAAAAUACAUGAAAUGAUGAAACGGUUUCGAAAUUUGUAGAAAAAGAGAACUAAUUAAGAACUAAGCGAGGAAGUACCCAUCCGCAGACGUAAACAUAGACUGAUGUAUGCAUAUAUUCAUGUGUGUAAAUAUAUAUAAAACGUUUCUAACAAACACGAGGCACGUCGAAAUCUGAUUGUGAUUUCGGCCCCCUGUGACUUGUCGGUUCCCGAAUAAUCCCCAUAAUCUGGAUACUCCAGUCCCGGUUCCAGUUCCCUUAUCCAACCAUGUCCAUUGCCGAUAAACGCGCUUCCUUCGCGCGCCGCGCCGAAAGUCUGGUGGAGCGGGUGAGAGUUAUGAAUACCAUUUACGAGAAAUACAAUAUCAGCACUGAGAAAUGCGGGGAUCUGACUGUUAUAGUGCAGGGCGACCUGUCGCAACAGGAGAAGCGUGCCGUAUUCAUCACGGUCCACGACCUGGGCUGCAACCACAAUUCCUUCCAGGAGUUCGUGAGCAGCCCCUGCAUGACGGAGAUCAAGGAGCGCUCCUGCUUCAUCCACGUGGAUGUGCCCGGUCACGCGGACAACGCCGACGCCCUGGCCGACGGCUUCCCGUUUCCCUCGCUCCAGGCUCUGGGCGAGGACCUGGUUACCGUGCUGGACUACCUGCACGUCAAGUACGUGAUUGGCCUCGGCGAGGGAGCGGGCGCCAAUGUACUGGCCCGCUUCGGACUGGCCCAUCCCAGCCGGGCGCUGGGUCUCAUCCUGAUCAACGCCACGGGCAGUGCCGCCAGCGUGGUGCAGUCCUUUAAGAACAAGUUCAUUAGCUGGAAAAGCGACGAGGUGGCCCAGUCGGCUGAGAGCUUUCUGAUGUACCACAAGUUCGGACAUGUUAUGGAGCAAAUCGUGGGCGAGAAUCCGGACAAGGACAAGAUUGUAGCCGAGUACCAGAAGCGUCUGCACCGAUCCCUAAACAGCAAGAACAUCGGUCUCUAUGUCAAAGCAUUUAUGAAUCGCAAGGACCUCACGCUCAAAGGCUGCAAAGUGGACGUCAUCCUUAUCACAGGCAUGCUGAGUCCCUAUGCCUCAAUGGUCGAGAAACUGCACCGCGAUGUGGAGAAGGAAAGGGUUACUAUACUGAAGAUCGAGAGGGCUGGAGAUGUUCUAGCUGAUGCUCCCGGUAAGGUGGCCCAAUCCAUACUGCUGUUCUGCAAGGGACAGGGUCUGCUCACUUCGGUGGUGAUGCCAGGAGUAGAUCGCGGUCGCGCCUUCUCCACCGCCAGCUCUGGAUCCUUCGAGGGCGCUAACGGAUCGCGGCGCUUGUCGCGUGGCAUCUCGAUGGAGGACUACGACAAGCCCAACAUCCGCCGACUCAGCAUCAUGAAUACCAAGCACAUCUUCGCCUUCAAUAGCGUCUACAUGGACGCCCCCCCGCCUACGAAGCCUCCGAGGGGAGUGAAGUACGGCAAGGAUGAGUCCGCAGGAUGUGGCUUUCUGGUCAACGUCAUCAAGUCCCUGGGAUUCAGCGAGACCACAGAGGAGCGCCAGAAGGAGAAGCAGAAGAUCGAGCAGGAGUUCAAGCGCUCGGACCUGCGGCUGAACGAGUUGGUGUCGCGUCACGACCAGCAGCUUACCCAGGUGCUGCCCCUGUUCAGCCAGGUGUCCUCGGAGGUGACGGCCAGCCGGGAGCGGAUCCAUGCCGUCAAGGAAAACCUCGGGGUCUGCAAACGGCUGCUCCAGUGCCGGCGCGAUGAGCUCAGGAAGAUGUGGACGGACGCAGUGCAGCACAAGUACGUGCUGGAGAUGCUGGAGCAAAUUCAGGAACUGCGCAAAGUGCCUCAGCGGGUGGUAGGUUACACCGCCAAGCGGCAGUAUCUGCAUGCCAGCAAGGCCUUGACCAAUGCCCUGGCCACUCUCAAUGGACCACUGCAGGCCGUGGAGGGUUUGUCCGACCUGCGGACCGACCUGCAAACCCGUCGCCAGCAGCUCUAUCAGCGGCUGCACGAGGAACUGGUCACCCAGGUGUACACUAACUCUGCCAACGAGGCCCUCUCCUCGUUCCAGCGCAGCAACUCCAGCCGUUUGAAUUCCAGUUUCACCAGGGGAAUAGGGGCCCGCCGCUCCACGGAUCGCAUCGAGGCCAAUGCUCGAGUGCGCAAAGCGCUGGCCGAAAUUACCCAGAACUUUGAUUUGGACAAGGCCGAGGUCAUUGAAGACGCUGAUCUCAUUUACCCAGAGCUGAGCAUGAGCUACUUCGUUGCCAUCAUUGUGGAGUCGUUCGGAAUGCUGCACAAGGUGCCCGACUCGCUGGAGACGCUGCGCGUCCAGAUCCAAACAGAGCUACUCAACGUGGUGCGGCACACAACGCAUCAACUGUCUCUAAGUGGAGCAACUGCGGAGGGUAAUCCGCUCCUCACACUUUUGGAGAUCAUAUUCAAGCAGUUCAAGGCCAUCGCCAAGACGCAUACUUUGCUGCUCAAGAACUACUUGUCGGUGGGCCAGAAGUACUCAGUGGUUGGGCCCCAACCCUACGACCUCACGGACUUUUGGGCCCAAGCGCAGUCAGUGUUUCAACUGCUGCUCACCGACUAUUUGGAUAUACAAAAUGCUGCCUCGGAUGAAAGUGCCCAGACGGGCUUUUCAGAGCCUACCAGCAACAUAAAUUCCUAUUUCUUAAGGCGCAAGGUGGCAAGCACCAAGCGCUCAAUGUUCAAGUUCGACAAGUCCUCGCAUGUUGGCAGUAGCGGCAAUAGCGACUCCUUUAAGGAGCAUCGUCGCAAUGCUUCGGAUGCUUCCGUGGAAGAUAAUCUGGGCGCCCAACUCGGAGGCAGCGGAAAGGGUUCCACCAGCGGCCUAUUUCCCCACGAAAAGAAACAGCGGGAGAAGUUGUUGAUCUGUACGCCUGAUCAAAAUAUCAUAACCAAAGUGUAUCUACCUCUAAUGGGAUAUAUCAAGGAGAUAGAAAACUUUAUGAAGUGCAAGCCAGGUCAACCCUGCAGUCUACAUGACUUUUUAGACAACUACAUUAAGGACACAUUCCUAUCCAAGGGCCACAAUCGCAACCUGCAGCUGACCAUAGAGUCGUUGUCAAAGAAUCAAGAUGCGUGGCGCACUAUUAUCAGUCCUGAGGAAAUAAAAGCUCUAAACCUGAGCAGACCUUUGCUGCAGUCCACUGUGAUGGUCGAACGGAGGCUAAUGGAAACUAAGAGCCUCAUCCAAGACCUGCCUUGCUACUCUGAGGACCUGCUUAAAAUGGUGUGUGCUCUGCUAAAGGCCUAUCGUGAGAUUUGCCAGGCAGCAUAUCGGGGAAUCGUGCAGCCGGAUUCCGAGGACAAGAGGAUUUACAGUGUGGCCUGGCUAAAAGAUGAAGAUAUCAGCAGAUUUUUAAAAACGCUUCCCAACUGGACGGACUUGAAGACCUCCAGUCAGAAAUCGCGUCAUAACCGGAAGCUCCAUCGAGGAAGCUUUGAGCCGUCGGAGGAGGAAAGUCCGUUGCAGGUGCAGCAGCGCAACAUUCGCGAGGCCGAGAUGCUGACCAGUAAUUUGGGUGAGGGUGGCAUCACCCAGCAAGAGAUUUUGGUCGAGAUCAGCGUGCUUAAGGAGCUGGCAAUACUUCAGGAAAGCAUGGAGUGGUUCUCAUGCCGCGUCUCUGAGUUUGCCAACGACUUGCGCCGACCGAUGAUAAACGGACUGAACUCUGUUGCCGCUGAGUGCAGCGCCGACAUCGCCGUUAAGGAUGGCACAAUUAAAGUCAUGACUAACCUGGCACUGGAGUUCGAUGAGCUGGCGAACACCUGUCUGCUGGUCUUGCAUCUGGAGGUGCGCGUUCAGUGCUUCCACUACCUACGCUCGAAGUCGAGUGUGAGAAGCAACAGCUAUGUGGGUUCCAAGGAUGACAUCCUGGAGCCAGACCGUCAGGUGCAAUUAUUGACCAAGCGGCUGUCGGAAAUGGAUGAGGCGUUUAGUGCCACUCUCCAUCCAAGAAAGACCAGGUACAUUUUCGAGGGUCUGGCUCACUUGGCAUCGCGCAUUCUUAUUCAGGCCUCAAAUUAUCUGGAGCACAUCGACCAAAUAACUGUCCAGCGCAUGUGCAGGAAUUCGAUCGCACUUCAGCAGACGCUGAGUAAUAUAACCGCAUCCAGAGAGGUGGCGUUGGAUCAGGCCAAGCACUUCUAUGAGCUGCUUUGCAUGGAGCCGGAUGAAAUACUCAACGCGUUGCUGGAACGGGGCACACAGUUCUCAGAGAUGCAGUUGCUCAACGCCCUGCAAUUGUCGUGCAAGUCCUUCGGCAUAACAGACGCCAAUCUCUUGGCUUCCUAUCAGCAAAAGCUUUCGGACAUACUGGGCGCCAAGCCCUCCAAAGGUGUUGUUGUGUGAUUAUCGUUACAACCAGAGGAGUAACCAAUUUUAAUACCCAUUCGUUUGUGUACAUCGGCAUUAGGUGUAAUGUGUGUGCAAAAUGUGUGUGUUAGUGUUAAGCUCAAAAUGAUUAUGAACGUUCUAAACAUGUUUGGCGGAGCACUUGGUGUUGCGAUGUAGUCGUUUAUACAGAUACAUAUUCUAAAGUUCAUUAACAGUACUUUAAUGGCUUAUACGCAAUAAAUGAGAAUUUAACAACGA
Drosophila elegans is the source of this 4637-nucleotide messenger RNA. RefSeq names its product exocyst complex component 4. Gene Ontology annotation, biological process: exocytosis; chemical synaptic transmission; signal transduction. Gene Ontology annotation, cellular component: synapse; cytoplasm; growth cone membrane. NCBI's taxonomy places the organism in Eukaryota, Metazoa, Arthropoda, Insecta, Diptera, Drosophilidae. The record is from RefSeq and is a predicted model, not a curated record. Bases 306 to 4394 code for a protein of 1362 amino acids. The transcript is spliced from 19 exons.